Talaromyces atroroseus is the source of this 3210-nucleotide messenger RNA. RefSeq lists its product as hypothetical. NCBI's taxonomy places the organism in Eukaryota, Fungi, Ascomycota, Eurotiomycetes, Eurotiales, Trichocomaceae. Gene Ontology annotation, molecular function: helicase activity. Gene Ontology annotation, biological process: regulatory ncRNA-mediated heterochromatin formation. Bases 1 to 3210 code for a protein of 1069 amino acids. The record is from RefSeq and is a predicted model, not a curated record. The transcript has 3 exons. Gene Ontology annotation, cellular component: nuclear RNA-directed RNA polymerase complex.
AUGCAUGAACGGUUGGGCAAAUUGAACAGGUAUUUGAUCGCCAUAGAAAAGGGAAAUAAAAAGAUCAAGAAUGACUCAGAUGCACGGUUAUUUCUGGAGGCUCUGUGCAGUCAACCAAACCAUGUCGACUGCAUUGAGAGGCUGCUUUCAAGCCGGAAUAAUAUGAGCUGCUUGGAGGAGAGCUUCAAAGUUGAUAUGAUAGCAGACUUUGUGGAAGGACCAGCAACAUCGUUCCUGAAAUAUCUGCAGGACUCGAGAUUUGAGAAUUUGAGCAACGGCUACUUCUUGCGAAAGAUUCUGCUAAUCAUUGUUAACCCCCCAACAUUUUGGAAAGCUUUGGUGAAGUCGGUUCGAGGACAUGAACUGUCACAGGCGUCGCAGUACUCUUUCGCGUGGUUAAUAUUGACUUUGCUGAAAUUGUCGAAUGUGACAACCGAUUUCGUCUCUGUCGCCAAGGACCUUUUGCAGAAUCAAUCUUUUUUGCUUUCCCCGUCCAGUGAUAUUCAGCAGGUUUGCCGCAAGAUCCGGGAUACACUCCACUUGAAACUGUUUUCCGGUGAUGCUCGUACCGGAAGAAAACAUGAUAACGACUUUGAGAACUUUCGCCGAAUCUCUAUUCUCCCGACUGCCGACGAAAUUGCCUCAGUUGAAGCCCCGUUCUACCAUCGAGCAGAUGAGAUAUAUGAAGUCGACCAAGACCGCCGUGCAGCUGUGCAUUAUGACAACCAAUUUCGUCUUCUCCGACAGGAAUUUAUGACAGAACUCCGUCAAGAAUUGCAAGUGGUCUUGGGACAGGGAAAACCGGGACAUCCAGUGUAUCGGAUUGAGGGGCUGCAAUGGGAUGGUAUGAAAUGCGGUCAUAUACCAUCCAACAGAGCAUCCUGUGUCACAUUUCGGUGUCUAAGAGGUCUACCACAGCUAUCGGACCUGCCUGAAGACGAACGUCAAGCUGCAUUACAGAAGAACCCAAAUUUCCUCAAACAUCGGGCUCUCGGAUGUCUGCUUCGUAACAAUGAUAUCCUCGCGUUUGGUAGCAUCAAUCAGGCAACCUCUGAGCUGCUUAGUGACCGACCUGUACUGAAUAUAGAGGUGGUCGGACGCAACGCGUUGACUAAGCUGCUGAAUCAAUUAGCUAUCAGCUGGUCAGGGCUUUUUACGUUCGUUGUUCUCGAUACGCCGGUAUCUGCUUACGAACCGAUAUUGUCCAGUCUACAGCAGAAGCGGGAUUCUCCCUUGACUGAGAUUCUGUUGUCGCCUACACCAUCGCCUAAAAGCCAUAAAGUGCAUGAAGCCGUCUUGCGCUUCCUAGCCAAGAAAAAAGCUAAAUCCGGAAUGAAAAUCUUCAAUGAAACGGGAGAACUUGAGGAGGCGUCGUUGGAUGAGUACCAGGUUAAUGCUUUGACAACGAGUCUUGAAAACGCCGUGAGCUUGAUACAAGGGGCCCCUGGCACGGGAAAAUCAUUUAUUGGCGCUCUUCUUGCCAAAACCAUCCACGACGCAACACCAGAUUCAGUCCUUUUCCUAUGUCGUACAGAUCGGGCACUGAACCAAUUUUUGAAACAUCUCAUGAACAAUAAUAUUCCGGGGGAGUCAUUGACACGACUAGGUUCUAGAACCACUGGGCGUCUAAAGAAGCUUUGUCUAUUCACGCAAGGCCCUAGAAUUUCCGACUCAACGUCGACUGCCUACAUUGGUCAAAUAAAGAGUAAAUUGCGCGAACUCUCAAGGAACAUAAUUGAUGCUUGCAACGAAUUGCGGGACAAGGAUUUGCACUUGAGCGCCAUUCUUGACUACCUUGAAUUCUCAGAUGACUCCGAAUUCUUUGAUGCCUUUUCGAUUCCUGAGAAUAAUAGCGGAACUAAACUGGUCGACGAAGACGGAGAACCUAUCACUAGACAUUACCUGAUUAAAAGUUGGGCUUCAAAUCACGAUGCGGGAUACUUUCGGGAUCAAGUGAAUCCACUGCACGUUGUUAUCUGGAAGAUGACAGGUACCAUGCGCCAAGCCCACAUUGAUAGAUGGAGACAGGAACUCGUAAAUGACCAGGUUAAUCAAAUUGUCACGAUAUCAGAGGAAUACACGGAAUUGGAGAAAGAGCUCGAUAAUUAUCUACACGCGAAGGUCUUAAGAGAAAAGCGUAUCAUUGCAUGCACAACAACAGCAGCGGCGAAGUACACCCGAGCGAUCCACGCCGCAAAGCCCGCUGUUAUCAUCGUGGAAGAAGCAGGAGAAAUCCUGGAGAGCCACUUGCUCGCACUGCUGGGCGAGGAUACCAAGCAGCUUAUGAUGAUAGGAGACCACAAACAGCUCCGUCCGAGAGUAAACAAUCAUGCCUUGACUGUCGAAAAAGGCAACGGCUAUAAUAUCAAUGUCUCACUAUUCGAGCGGCUCAUCAAUCGGGGAUUCCCUUUUGCUGGUCUAUGGAACCAGCACCGCAUGCGACCUGGUAUUUCCCGUCUGCUCAGUACAAUUGCGUAUCCUGCUCUCACGGAUGCGCCCAAAACGCUUGGUCGUCCUGGCAUUCGGGGUCUUCAGGACCAGGUCAUGUUUAUCAAUCACGGCCAUCAUGAGAGUGAUCUCCCUGACGUCCAUGAACGGUAUGAGUCGACUUCAGGUUCAAAACGGAAUCUAUUCGAGGCCGAAAUGGUUCAUCAACUAGUCCGUCAUUUAGGCCAGCAGGGAUAUACUUCAGACGAGAUGGUCAUUUUGACGCCAUAUUUGGGACAACUUUCGAUUUUAAGGGAGAAAUUGAGCGAGACUAAGGAACCUGUGCUGAGCAAUCUUGACUCAAGCGAUCUAAUUCAGGCUGGUUUGUUGAGUGCUAGUGCUAGUGCUACAAAACCGAACAAAAAGCCCAUUCGUAUCUCAACAAUAGAUAAUUAUCAAGGUCAAGAGACUGACAUAGUCGUGGUGUCGCUAGUACGGGGCAACAUCACGGGAGAUAUUGGCUUGAUGGCUUCUCCAGGGCGAGUCAAUUUCAUGCUAUCUCGAGCCCGGAACGGAAUCAUCUUGAUUGGAAAUAGAGAUACUUUUCUGCAAAGCGAAAUGGGGAACUCUACCUGGAAAUCUUUGAUUGGGCGUUUGUCAGAGUACGGGCACGUCUAUGAUGGCAUACCUGUCAGGUGCGAGCAACACCCGGAGCGCAACCUGACGAUCCGUGAUCCUGAAGGAUUUCUGGGUAUAGUUCCAGACGGAGGUUGUGGUGUAUAA